AUGCCCUGUCUGAUACUGAGCCAGGAGUCGUUCGACGAGAAGGUGCCGUCCUCUCUGAGCAAGCGAGUUGCAAACAGACCUGACCUGAAAACAUCGAAACUGAGGCACCUAUCGAUUACUGAGCCUUCAGAAAAAGACAAAGAACUGCUGAAGCAGGUCAACAAGCAAAUAAGCAAAUCCAGGAAGAUCUUGGUUCUCACAGGAGCAGGCAUUUCAUGCAAUGCAGGGAUUCCAGACUUUCGGUCGUCUAGCGGGUGCUACGAGCUCGUAAAACAAGAAUACCCUGACGCCGCUAUAAGGUCUGGUCAGGAAAUGUUUGAUAUAUCGCUUUUCCGUGAGGAGCAGAAAAUCUGCAUUUUCGCUACUUUCAUGGAGAAACUGUACAGUAGUGCAAGGGUUGCACAGCCAACCAGAACUCACCGUUUCAUAGCGCACCUGAAAAACCGCGGAAAGCUUUUACGUUGCUACACGCAAAACAUCGACGGCCUGGAAGAGAAUCUAGGUCUCGAGAUGUCGUCCGAGAGGGACUGCGAUACCAGCAUGGCUAAUCAGUGGAGGAACCUUGAUGUUGUCCAAUUGCACGGAGACCUAAAUAGGCUGAGCUGCACUCAAUGCUUCAAAACCUUUAAUUGGAACAGAGGUCUCUCACGCUGCCUGCGAAGUGGGCAGCUGCCGAGCUGCCCGCGCUGUGAGGACUCUAGCACGCAGCGCAGUUUAAUGGGCAAGAGAAACACAGGGUCGAUCGGUCUUCUGAGGCCCAAUAUUGUGCUAUAUGGCGAGAACCACCCCAGCUGCGAGUUCAUCACACAAGGGCUCAAUCUUGAUAUCGCACGAGGAAGGCCAGACUUGUUUUUCAUAAUGGGAACUAGUCUCAAAGUCGACGGCGUCAAGAAGCUCGUCAGAAAUUUUAGCAAACAAGUCCAUGAUCGCAACGGCCUUGUGGUUCUCAUAAACAAAACAAGGAUAGGAGAUUGCAACUGGCACGGGAUAAUAGAUUAUCAGAUCCUUUCAGACUGCGACGCCUGGGUCGACCACCUGAAGGAAGAUAUCCCUGAGUUUUUCAAGACGCAGCAACAGGUUGAAAAGGCCAGACAACUCAAGAGAGAGAAUAGCAUACUUCGUAAAAGGCAGCGAGAAGAGAGGAAGCUAACGCCUCCGUCGACGCCAAGCAGGAAGAAAGCAACUGCUCAGAAAAGCGUCAAGAGCGAGAUACACAAAUCUAACGAUGGCGCGUCGACACCCGAGGAUUCGUGCCCCACGCUGUUUACUAAAGGAGAGAGAACUAGUCAAGAGAGUGUUCUCUUGAAACUACAAAUUGAAGAUCAGAAGUCAGAGCCCUUGAGUCUACUGGAUGCGAGUUCCUUGCCUUCUCUUGGAGGAGAUAAUUCGAUGUCCAAUCACACGGACACCACAAUUGAAGACGACCCAACCGACAUAGAUGAAGACUUACCUAUUUCUUCAUACUCCACGUUAUCUCGCAAGCAGACUGUGUAA
This is a messenger RNA of Lachancea thermotolerans CBS 6340, 1494 nucleotides long. It is a transcript of the gene HST3, whose product is annotated as NAD-dependent histone deacetylase HST3. Bases 1 to 1494 code for a protein of 497 amino acids. The record is from RefSeq and is a predicted model, not a curated record. Gene Ontology annotation, molecular function: NAD+ binding. Lineage: Eukaryota; Fungi; Ascomycota; Saccharomycetes; Saccharomycetales; Saccharomycetaceae. The transcript has a single exon.